AUGGCUUCAAUGGAUAUGGAGUUUGAUCGAACUGCAACUGAAGCAUCAAAAAAUGAACGAGAUGCAAAAGGAACGGAUGCCAAUACAAAUAUCAUUAAUGUUGAUUCAGCAAAUGAGACAUCAGAUGUUCCAAAUCCACCGAAAAGAAGGAAGACGGUGAAAAAAUCCAUGGUUUGGGAUCAUUUUGAUAAGCUAAAAGGUGAUCCUAAUGACCCUCAUGCUCAAUUUAAGUACUAUGGAGUUAUCUAUACAUGUCAUUCCAAACGUAAUGGUACUAGGACUAUGAAAAAUCAUUUGAAAAAUUGUAAAAAAUACCCUUACCAGAAAAAGAGAGAUCCAACCCAAAUGACAUUAUCUUUCAAAACUAAAGCCAAAGACAAUGUUGGGGAUAAUAGGUCACAACUUGUAUGUGAGUCAUAUAGUUUAGAGAGUUGUCGGGAAGCAUUAGUGGAAAUGGUAAUUGUUGACGAAUUUCCAUUCAAGUUUGUGGAGGGUAAAGGAUUUAAGAAAUUUGUCGAUAGAUUAACAUGUGCAAGUCAACCUAGAUUUGUUGUUCCAUCUCGGUUUAUUGUGGCUAGAGAUGUGCUUAAGUUGUAUGUUAAUGAGAAAAAGCGUUUGAAAGACAUGUUUGUGAAUAGGAAGUAUAGAGUUUCUCUCACUAUGGAUUGUUGGACAUCAGGACAAAAUAUAAAUUACAUGGUCCUAACUGCCCAUUUCAUAGAUUCUGAUUGGAGAUUACAUAAAAGAAUACUUAGUUUUAUUCUAAUUAAGAAUCAUAAAGGCGAUAUUAUUGGUAAAACCAUUGAAAAGAAUUUGAAGGAUUGGGGCAUUGAAAGGGUAAUGACUUUGACUGUUGAUAAUGCAAGCUCGAAUGAUACUGCCAUUGCUUAUCUUUUGAAAAGAUUCACUAAGGGAUUAUUGUUUGGUGGAGAAUUUUUGCAUGUCUGUUGUGCUCAUAUAUUAAAUCUCAUAGUAUGUGAUGCUUUUAAGGAACAUAAUGAUUGCAUUGAAAGAAUUCGAUAUGCUGUACGAUUUAUAAGAUCUUCUCCUGCACAUUUUUUGAAAUUUAAAAAGUACACUGAAAUUGAAAAAUUUUCUUGUAAGAGUUAUGUGUGUCUUGAUGUUCCCACUAGAUGGAACUCUAUAUAUUUGAUGCUUGACGCAACUUUAAAGUUUGAAAAGGCUUUUGAUAGAUUAGAAGAUGAAGAUGCUUCUUAG
Molecule: messenger RNA, 1218 nt
Organism: Benincasa hispida (wax gourd)
Lineage: Eukaryota; Viridiplantae; Streptophyta; Magnoliopsida; Cucurbitales; Cucurbitaceae
Source: RefSeq, a predicted model, not a curated record